CGUCUGAAUGGAAAACGUGCCCAAAAAAUGGAAGUUGAGACUGAGUGAAUAUCCACAGUUGUGUUUCGUGUGUAAGACGUCCAUGCAGUGACUGUGUGAGUUAAACGGGCAGAAAUGGGAGGCAGUAACAGCACGCGCCGCGUGUCUUUCGAGAGCGAUGAGGACGAUAACGUGACAGUGGUGAAGGGCGUCAGGCUCUCAGAGAACGUCAUCAAUCGCAUGCGAGAGCCUUCGAAACCACCAUCCAGAUCUUCUCCUCUAUCUGAAGCGCCGUCCAAGCCGACUGCGUCUCCACCCUUAUCACCCGCAGCUGACCUUGGCACCCCCCUGAAUGACCCUGCUACUACCCCGGCUGAUCCUGCUGCCCCCGCUGCUCCUUCCUCUCCCUCGCUGCCUUCUCCUGCUUUAGAGGAAUCUAUGACUCCUCCUACAUCAGUGGAUGAGUCAGAGCUGAGACGGAAGAUCACUGAAGAGGUGAAGAAAGGUCUGGAAGAAGAGAGAAGCAAGACGCAAUACGAGCUCCAUCAGUGGUUGGAGAAGGAGCGAGCCCGGGUGAAGGCUCAGGCUCGCUCAGAAGUUCAGGCCCACGUUCAAGGCGAGGUGAGCAGAAUCCUGGCCUCGGAGAGAGCGGCCGCUCUGGACAGCGCGCAGAAAGCCGUGCUGAGCGAGAGGCUCACCGCAGAGGAGGAACGACUCCGCACCAAGCUCUUAGCAAAGCAGCUGGAGGAAAGAGAUCAGCAGCUGAGGAAGCAGGACGCUUUCUACAGAGAACAACUGAACAAACUAGAGGAACGGAGCACCCAGUUUUACAAGGUCACCAAUGGGAACUAUCACAAAGCAGCAGAUGAGGUGAACGCUAAAUUUAGGCGCUACGAGAUCAGUCCUGUGUGUGCCGACCUGCAGGAGCAGAUCCUGAAGUGCUACAGGGAAAACGCUGGGAAAACACUCCUCUGCUCCAAUAUCGCUUCUCUCUACAUGCAGUGUGUCAACGGCGCUAAACAGAAGAAGUUGCGGACCGGAGGCUAAGCUCUCUGAGGAACGCAGGAGGAGCAGCCGCGAUGUUGUGUGGCGUCACCUCGCCUUUAAAAAGCGAAAGAUUGUAAAGAAGAGCAGAGACCAUAGAGCACCGUACAGAUACACACCCGGCUCUGAGGAACACAAUGGAAAUCUGCAGCCACUGGAGACAUGGGAACCACUUUGUCGUCUUCUUCUUCUCUCUCUCUCUCUCUCUCUCUCUCUCUCUCUCUCUCUCUCUCUCUCUCUCUCUCUCUGUAUACUUCUCUCCUUUCUAACACAUCCAGAUUAGACAGUUUAACAGGUAUGAGACCCAGCAGCAGAUAGGUGAUGUGUAAUAUAAUGUGUCAAACACUAGAAAACCAAAAUGAGUGCCUCAGGGGAAUAAAACAGCCUUAAAUCAGCAAAUCACCAAAUUCAGCAGCAGUUUGACAGGGUGUCAGAGUCAAAUUUCAGUUAGUGUGAAAGCUGGAAGCUGUUUCGGUGUAAACACCGUUAUCGUUGAAUUACACUAAAACCUCAUAUCGAUUUCUGCUUCGUUUGAAUCGUAACGUAAAGCAAACGUUUUGGCAACCCAUAGACUAAACUACUCCUCAUGUAAUCAGUUAAGUUAGUACAUUUCUCUUCAGGCUGGACCCGGUCUCUCUGUGUGUGUGUGUGUGUGUGUGUGUAUUUGUAAGUGUGUGUGUGUAUUUGUAAGUGUGUGUGUGUGUAUUUGUAAGUGUGUGUGUGUGUGUGUGUACAGAGCUGAUUUUUGUUUCUGCUUUAUUUUUGCUUUUUAUCCGCACAAAGACCUGUCGGGUAGAAUAAAAGGCUCAAACUGCAAACCUGAA
Molecule: messenger RNA, 1847 nt
Organism: Tachysurus vachellii
Lineage: Eukaryota; Metazoa; Chordata; Actinopteri; Siluriformes; Bagridae
Gene: chchd3a
Product: coiled-coil-helix-coiled-coil-helix domain containing 3a
Exons: 9
Coding region: 115-1026 (303 amino acids)
Biological process (GO): inner mitochondrial membrane organization
Cellular component (GO): mitochondrion; MICOS complex
Source: RefSeq, a predicted model, not a curated record